This is a messenger RNA of Schistosoma curassoni, 2249 nucleotides long. NCBI's taxonomy places the organism in Eukaryota, Metazoa, Platyhelminthes, Trematoda, Strigeidida, Schistosomatidae. The record is from the annotation of a GenBank genome assembly.
AUGGAGGGGUAUUUGAUUGCUCAACCAUUCCUUCGGAAUAGCAAAUUAUUAUACAGCUUUUUAACAUCAAAUGAACCAUUCAAUACAAAUAUAUUUGAAUUGAAUUUAGGACGUUUAGUGAAAUCGGUUCCGUUAAAAUUAACCAAAGAGAAGGGUCAAUUCUUAGACAAUUUCCUAUCGUCUUACUUUGCAUCAUGUCAUCCACAACCUAUAGAAAGUGAUCUCAAUAAUUUGGAAAUGAUUAAAUUAAAAUCUUCAUCCAUUCAUUCUACAACUGAAACUGGUAGUUAUUCUACUUCUUUUAAUCCAUUAUUAAAUACUACUAAUAAUCAUAUAAGUAAUACUAAUAACGUUAUUGAUGAUACUACUUUUCAUUUUUCAACAACUUCAUCAACUAAUGUACUAGAGGAUAGAAAUCUUAUACAUAAAUUAAAUUAUAAUAAUUUUAAAGUGGAUACAUAUCCUGUAGAGAAACAUAUUGAUUAUUAUAGUCGUUAUGUAUUAAAUUCACCGCAACAUAAACAUCAAAGUCGUACAAGUUUAGAUCAUCGUCUACGUUCACGUAUCUAUUGGAAUAAUGCGGGAUUAACAUAUGAAAAACAAAAGGAUACAAUAAAUCAGUCAUCUAACUUAUCAACAGUUCAUUUAACAAGUUUAUCUGAAAUCAUUUUAUAUUUUUUGGACAAAAUUAUCACAUUAUUAUCAACAUCAUAUUUUUCAAAUGAUAAGAAAUUCUCUCUUCAUUCAAAUCAUUCACAAUUAUCAUCUCAUGUUGAAAUGAUAUCAUCAUCAUCAUCAUCAUCAACAACAACAACAACAGCAGCCGCCGCCGCCACCACCACAUCAUCUUCAUCUAUUCAAAGGAUGAAUUCAUUACAAGAAAUCAAUAUAGAUAAUAUAAAAUCAUCAAUUGAUCCUUGGGAUAUUACUAAUCCAUAUUGGAAUGAAGCAUUUUUAAAUGGUCCAUCUUUAUCAAAUGUAAUGACUACUUCUCCUCCUCCUCCUCCUCCUCCUUCUCCAUCUUCUACUACUACUACCACUACUACUAAUACGAAUCAUAUUCCUUCAAGAAGUCAUCAGUCGUCGUCGUCAUCAUCAUCAUCAUCAUCGGAAACUAGACUAGAUCCUAUUCAAUCACAUUAUAUACCAAUAAUAUCUAUUAAUUUCAAAGAUAUUUAUGAUGCUAUUUAUGAAUUCUAUUUAUUUAUUAUAAAACAAUGUCAAUUCUAUUUCUAUUAUUUUAUUUAUAAAAUAAUUAUAAUUUUAUUUAUUUAUUUUAAAUCAUCUAUUAAUUAUUGGUUAAUGAAUUAUUUUAUACAAUCUAUUUAUGAAAUAUUUUCUGAUGAGAAUUUUGCACAUCUAUUAAAUAAUAUUAAAACAAGUAUAUUCUUUCAUUCUUCUAAAAAAAUUGAUAUGGAUAAGUCAAAACGUAAAGAAAAAGCGCGUAUUGCAAUUGAAAAAGCGAUUCUAAAUAUAACUGGUCUUUCAUAUUUCACUAAUUUAGAAAUUAUACAUGAUCAAUUAAAUCGAAUAUUUGAUUGUUUUCAAUAUUCUAAAUGGAAUAAACAAUUAACUUAUAUUCUAUUAGAUCAAUUCCUUUUAGAAUUAUUUCCGGAACUUCAUUUAAAUAAUACAAAUAAUAAUGAUGAGAUGAAUACUAAUACUUCUCAUACUACUACUACUAAUACUACUCAUACUACUAAUAAUACUAACACUAAUGCUACUACUACUACUACUACUACUACUACUACUAAUGAUAAUAGUGAUAUGAUGCUUAGAGUAUGAAUUAGCUUCUCAUGAUUAUUAUCUCUUAUACUACACAUAUGAAAUAUUAUUGUACAGAAAUUAUAUUUGUGUAAAAUUCAUUUUGUUUACUUUGAGAUUAUUAUUAUUAUUAUUAUUAUUAUGUCAUUGUUUUUAUGUGAAUUGUCACACGCGCACACACACACACGUACACACGGCAAUGUACCCCCCUCCCUCUAUAAAUAUAUACUUAGAUACACAACUGUAUAUGAAUUGUCAUAUUAUGGAAUAGUUAUAUUAUCAUUUGAAUUAUAUUUUUAUUGUCCUUUACUGUAUACUGUUUGUUUGUUGUUGUUGUUGCUGCUGCUGUUGCUUCUGCUGUUGUUAUACAUCAGUUGCUUGUUUCAUUCAGUUGUUGUGAUAAAAAAAAGAAAAGAACGAGAGAAAGAAAGAAAAGGAAAACAAUUAUACCCUUACAUAAUCAUAUUAUUUAUGAUCACUACAGA